Messenger RNA from Dentiscutata erythropus, 157 nucleotides. NCBI's taxonomy places the organism in Eukaryota, Fungi, Glomeromycota, Glomeromycetes, Diversisporales, Gigasporaceae. The record is from the annotation of a GenBank genome assembly.
AUGACAGUUGCUGAAGAAGAUAAUGAGAGAUAUAACCCUGAAUAUUGUUAUUGUUAUAAAAGAGGAAUUGAAAUUAAAAAUGACAAACAGUAUCAUCUAUUUGAUCCCGGAGAAUUAAAUUUGUUUGUGGAAAUGAACAAAUUAGAUAAAGGAAAAU